CUUCCUCACCGCGUUUCAUCGUCACUUCCGGCUCUGAGUCUUGUGGAGAGAGGCGGAGGCCCUUGGCGGAGUGGUUGCGAUAAUGAUGGGUGAAACGGUCCGCCGAUGAGGGAAGCUGACAAAAGGGAAGCGAUGAAGUCCCACGAGAGUGCCUCCAGGUCGGGGGGCUGGGGUUCCCGGAAACGCUGUGACUCCUUUGUGAACAGCUUGUUUGAGGAAGCAGAGGACGCCGGCGUCCUCAAUGCUUCUCCGGAUGACAUGGAGACUCAGGCAGAUAUUGUUAUCAAAAUGUGGAAAAACGGCUUUACAAUUGAUGAUGGACAACUCAGGGACUACUCAGAUUCUGACAACCGGCAGUUCAUGGACUCCAUGCGCAAAGGGGAACUUCCUUCAGAGCUGCAGAGAAAACUUAAGAAAAAAGAGGUUGCCGUGAAUGUUGAGGACAGAAAGGCUGAAGAGUUUACGACACGGAAGCCACGCGUUGAUCCGUUCUCGGGCCCGGGACACCGACUGGGAAGUGCCACCCCCAAAAUCAUCACCAAAGAAGCAAACAGCGAUGAGCUGCCUUCUGUGGAACUGAAUGAAUUGGAGCCUUUGACCAAUAUAAAGUUUUGGCUGGCUGACGGGAAGAGGAUUGUGCAAAGGUUCAACACAUCCCACAGGAUCAGCGACGUUCGCAGCUUCGUCGAGCGAAUCCCGCUGAAGUCUGGAAGCGCGCCCUUCACGCUGGCGACCUCCUACCCGCUGCGGGAGCUGCUGGACGAGACCCUUACGAUCCGGGAGGCCGAGCUGCAAAACGCGGUUCUGGUCCAGAGACUACGAAGAGACAAGGAACCCUUCAGGGACUCUUAGGUUUUUGUGCGGUGCCCAGCGUGCCGCCGCAGAGCAGCUGGUGCUGUGAGCCUCAGAUGCCGAAAUAUUUAUAAAGCGCUUUAAUUUUUUACUUUAUUUUUUGGCGUUUCAAUCUGAAAAGCACCGUGAAUGAACACCCGCUAGGUAGCAUCUUCCUGUAGCUGCCCUGUUUGCGUGUUAUUCACAGGCUUGGGUUUAACGAUUGAACUUAUCGCUGUGUUGAGGCGUCUACGGUCCCACUCGACACAUGGGGGGAGUAGGGAAGGGAAAAUCUGUGCAUUAUGACAGCCAAUCAGAAUGCCUCGCUCUAAUCUGCUCAGGGCCCUUGUAUCCCCCCUAACAAGCUCUGUUUUAAGACCUGCUGAUCGAACAGAUACGGCUUCGCAAUAACACACAGGCAUUCUGUGGCACUGACGGGGUUAAUGCUGUAGUUCAUGGACUGGCUUCCAGUACGGUUAAUCCCACUCUAAUAUUUCCCUCUGCUGCCUUCUUCCCGUGAAUUAAUAUUAUUAUUAUUAUUGCAUAACCAGCAGAUCAUGGACUUUCCGUCUCUUUGCACUUAUUCUCCCCGUAUCCCAGCAUGCGACCGGGAGAGCUCUCUCCUUCACUGGCUGCCGCUUUAACGGCUUCCGAAAGAUUUAUCGUUAAUUUAUAAGAUAGGACGGAGGGUCCGAUGGCCGCCGUGCCUAAAGAAAAGCAAUACUCGCUGUAGGAAGGCCGGAAUAAUCAGCCUUUGAUACGCUCUGCCUUAACAUGAAAAUUCCACUUGGUUAAUCAUGCGGAGCAAGUUGCGUGCAGCCUUUUUUAAAAUGUAUUUAUUAUUUUAUAUAUUUUUUUAUUUUAUGCAGGCAAUCGAUGGAAUUUAAACAGCCCCGUUUUGUUAAAUUCUGUUAGGCUGCGUAAUCAAAUACACACACUCACACUCACACUCCCACACAUACUAACACUAAAGCGUGACUACAGCAUGCAACCCGAUUGAUUUUAUCCCGGUCAUUGGCUUGCGAUUGGUUAAAGGCGGGUCGGAGCUCUCUUUUUGGAGAGCGUGGCGCCGGCGGUUUACUGUUGAUCAGUACGGGACGGGUUUGAAGCAGCGCGCGGCCCGAUACAAUAAACUGUUUGCAUGCAGCUAGUCUGCUAUUUAGUAUACGGGUUUUUACUCGGCUGCGUGUGAACUUGCAUGUUACGCUGAAAAGGUUUGCAGUGCGUCAAUCUUUUUGGUUCCGUUUUUUCGAAACAUAAUAAAGAUAAUUUUACGCUUUUA
Spea bombifrons (plains spadefoot toad) is the source of this 2113-nucleotide messenger RNA. It is a transcript of the gene UBXN2A, whose product is annotated as UBX domain protein 2A. Gene Ontology annotation, cellular component: nucleus; cytosol. The record is from RefSeq and is a predicted model, not a curated record. Lineage: Eukaryota; Metazoa; Chordata; Amphibia; Anura; Pelobatidae. Gene Ontology annotation, biological process: autophagosome assembly; membrane fusion; proteasome-mediated ubiquitin-dependent protein catabolic process. Gene Ontology annotation, molecular function: ubiquitin binding. The transcript has 7 exons. Bases 106 to 852 code for a protein of 248 amino acids.